GCGGAAGUGGAGAUAAGUAUCUUGUUGAAGCGACGCAGGACUGACGCUGGCGUGAAUGCUCUUGUUGCUUUUUUCUCUUCUUCGACCCCUGUCACAGCAGUAGCGAGAGACGAGGGCAGCUCCCCUUUCGCCCCCCGCUACUCGCUCACUUCGCCUCAGCAGCACGCCCAAACAUUCCGCACCAUGGCUGCAACGGACGUGGACGUGUUUUCGAACGAAGAAAAGCGCAGCCUCAAUCUGGGCGGCCAUGUUGGAUUUGACAGCCUCCCUGACCAACUGGUCAGCAAAUCGGUCACACAGGGUUUUUGCUUUAAUAUACUCUGCGUAGGGGAGACGGGCAUUGGCAAGUCGACUCUAAUGAACACGCUCUUCAACACCAUGUUUGAGAACGAGGAGGCCAGCCACUACCAGAACGGCGUCUACCUGCGCCCGCGGACGUACGAUUUGCAGGAGAGCAACGUCCACCUCAAACUCACCAUUGUGGACACCGUCGGCUUCGGGGACCAGAUCAACAAAGAUGACAGUUACAAGCCCAUCGUGGACUACAUCGACACUCAAUUUGAAAACUACCUGCAGGAAGAGCUGAAGAUUAAGCGCUCGCUCUUCAACUACCACGACACCAGGAUCCACAUCUGCCUCUACUUCAUCGCCCCAACGGGACACUCGCUCAAGUCCCUGGACCUGGUGACCAUGAAGAAACUCGACAGCAAGGUCAGCAUCAUUCCCAUCAUCGCCAAAGCUGAUACGAUCUCCAAGAGCGAGCUCCAUAAAUUCAAAAUCAAGAUUAUGAGCGAGCUGGUGAGCAACGGCGUCCAGAUUUAUCAAUUCCCGACGGAUGACGAAGCUGUCAGCGAGAUCAACUCCUCCAUGAAUGCUCAUCUGCCCUUUGCCGUGGUGGGAAGCGUGGAAGAAGUGAAAGUUGGGAACAAAACAGUGAGGGCCAGGCAGUACCCAUGGGGGGUCGUGCAAGUGGAGAACGAGAGCCACUGCGACUUUGUCAAGCUGCGGGAGAUGCUGAUUCGAGUCAACAUGGAAGAUUUGAGGGAGCAGACGCACGCCCGCCACUAUGAGUUGUACCGACGUUGCAAGCUGGAGGAGAUGGGCUUCAAAGACACCGACCCAGACAGCCAACCCUUCAGUCUGCAGGAGACUUAUGAAGCCAAAAGGAAGGAGUUCUUGGGAGACCUGCAGCGGAAAGAGGAAGAAAUGCGACAAAUGUUUGUCAACAAAGUCAAGGAGACUGAAGCGGAGCUGAAAGAGAAGGAAAGAGAGCUUCACGACAAGUUUGAGCAGCUGAAGCGCAUGCACCAGGAGGAGAAGAGGAAAGUGGAGGAGAAGCGGCGGGACCUCGAGGAGGAGAUGAACGCCUUCAACAGGAGGAAGGUGGCUGCCGAGACGCUCUCCCUAUCCCAGCCGCUCAAGAAAGACAAGGAUAAGAAAAAUUAAUUUAUGGCUGCCGUUUCCCCCUCCCCGCACAUGACCACGGAUUUGUCCUCCAUCACAACAAGAACGACAACACCAUUUUUCUUUGAGUUUUGACAUUCCAUCUUGACAUUGUGCACAUGGACCAAUGAUGAUGACGAUGACGCGGUCAAGCAUGGUGAGAGUGUUCACUUUGACAACAAUGGCCAUCAUUCUUUCAGGAUUUUCCCUUCCUUGUUUUUAAUAUUAUUUUGGGACACUUUAUAUGAAUAUUUUGUGAUUUUUAUUUUGUCUUUUUUUUUUUUUUAAUCAACACACACACCGGAGAUUCAAACCCACUCAUGAAAAGCCCGAGGCUGUUUGGUACUGCAGCGUAACUAACAAUGUAGGGGUGUGUGCUUAUUAUAAUUUUACUUUUCAUAUUAGUUCAGUGUAUGUGAAUAUUGUUAGAGCUUACUCGACCUACUAUGCAAAAGUGUAUUGGGAGUAUUGUCUUGUAACAAGUCCAUAAGUAAUGGAGCUGAAACAUUAUCGUAAACAGUAGAGGAAGUAAGUAAAUACACACACACAGGAAAACCUCAAAGCCUGAGCUUGCCGAAGAACGAGAGCAGCUGUGUUUACUGUCGUUGGAAAUAAAUGCAAACAUUAAACUACCCCCUCCCACACACAGCCGUCCCACAAUGUUGCAUAUUUUAGUCAGCACAGUAUUUUAUGUUUGCCAAAGGUGGCGAGUUAAAAGAAAAAAAAUCCAAGAUGUAUUUUGAUUACUAGACAUAAUUUGAAAUAUGUACAAAACUAAAAACACCAAAACAUAUUUAACUCUGGAGCUUGUAUCUUUAUUGUGUAGUACAGACAAAACAAAGAUAUAUAGAGUAUAGCUGCCUGGGGAUGUGAGGAAGAACACUGGUCACUUAGUUUAGCUUCAUUGUGAGAACAGUAACCACUUUGUAUACAAAAUCAACCAGAUCAGGAAAUUGUGACACUUCAGUAGAACAUUUUUUCGUGUGCAAGUAACAUAAUGAGAGCAUUUUAGCUAAAUACAAUAGGACAUUUCAAUCCCAAUGUAGAAGCAUUAACAACAGCAUGAGUGUUGCGGUUGCUAAUCACAUGAUUUUUGCUGGGGUGCUUAGGAAAAUCAACACAAGUGGAAGAAUGAAUUAAAAUCAGUCGCAGCAGUAAGUUAUAAAAUUAAAGCUUUUUGUAAA
Syngnathus acus (greater pipefish) is the source of this 2627-nucleotide messenger RNA. It is a transcript of the gene septin8a, whose product is annotated as septin 8a. The coding region runs from base 184 to 1446 and encodes 420 amino acids. Gene Ontology annotation, cellular component: cell division site; septin complex; septin ring. The transcript is spliced from 10 exons. Gene Ontology annotation, biological process: cytoskeleton-dependent cytokinesis. Gene Ontology annotation, molecular function: GTP binding; GTPase activity; molecular adaptor activity. The record is from RefSeq and is a predicted model, not a curated record. Lineage: Eukaryota; Metazoa; Chordata; Actinopteri; Syngnathiformes; Syngnathidae.